This is a messenger RNA of Linnemannia hyalina, 1689 nucleotides long. Lineage: Eukaryota; Fungi; Mortierellomycota; Mortierellomycetes; Mortierellales; Mortierellaceae. The record is from the annotation of a GenBank genome assembly.
AUGGCUCGUCGAAACGAAUCAGAGUCCGCGACAGGAUCGGGCACACAAGCACUUCAGGUCCCAGGACAACAGACCGCCGAGUCCAAGAAGCGCGUGGCUUACUUUUACGACCAAAACAUUGGAAAUUAUCACUAUGGACCUGGACACCCCAUGAAGCCACAUCGUAUCCGCAUGUGUCACAGUCUGGUCAUGAACUAUGGACUCUACAACAAGAUGGAGAUCUAUAGAGCGCGCCCAGGAAGCAAAAAGGAGAUGACGGCGUUCCACACGGAUGAAUAUAUCGACUUUUUGUCGAGAGUUUCUCCCGACAACAUGGAAGCAUACGCAAAGGAACAAAUCAAGUUCAACGUGGGUGACGAUUGUCCCAUCUUUGAGGGAUUGUUUGAGUACUGCCAGCUUUCCGCCGGAGGAUCCAUGGAGGGAGCGGCGAGAUUGAACAAUGGCUCGUGUGAUAUUGCAGUCAACUGGGCAGGAGGACUUCACCACGCCAAAAAGACAGAGGCGAGUGGAUUCUGUUAUGUUAACGACAUUGUGCUUUCGAUUCUGGAGCUGUUGAGAUAUCACCCGCGCGUACUCUACAUCGAUAUUGAUAUCCAUCACGGAGAUGGAGUCGAGGAGGCUUUUUACACCACCGACCGUGUCAUGACCGUCAGUUUUCACAAGCACGGCGAAUAUUUCCCAGGCACCGGUGAAGUCAGAGAUGUGGGAGCGGGACCAGGAAAGUACUAUGCCGUCAAUUUUCCUCUUCGGGAUGGUAUUGACGACACGACAUACAAGAGCAUUUUCGAGCCUGUGAUUCAACAUGUGGUCGACUGGUACAAGCCCGGCGCCAUCGUAUUACAGUGUGGAGCCGACUCUCUCAGCGGUGACAAGCUUGGCUGCUUCAACCUCUCCAUGAAAGGUCACGCGAAUUGUGUUGCGUUUGUGAAGAAGCUGAACUUGCCACUGUUGAUUCUAGGAGGAGGCGGAUACACGAUGAGGAACGUGGCAAGAGCAUGGUGUUACGAGACGGGAGUUGCAGUCGGACAGGAGGUUGGGCCAGACAUGCCGUUCAACGACUAUUACGAGUACUUUGGACCAGACUACAAGCUGGAUGUCAAGCCCAGCAACAUGGACAAUGCCAACACGGUCGAGUAUCUGGAAAAGAUCAAGCAGCAGGUCUUUGAAAACCUGGCUCGGUCCAAGGGAGCACCAUCUGUCCAGAUGCAGCCCGUACCCCGUGAUCUUGACCUUUCAGAUGACGAGGAUUUGGAUGAUCCCGAAAAACGGAUCCCACAGAGAUUGUGGGAUAAGAGGGUGGUGCCAGAGAACGAGUUUGAAGAGUCAGAGGACGAGGAGACGAACGCGCUGCACGGAGUGAGAUAUGCAAAGUCGUUGCGACAUGGACGGGCCUCCAAGGCCAACAAUCAGGAACAACCACCACGUAUACGCGGAACUGUCGACUCUUUGCCUGCCGCCGCCACAAAACUUUCACAUCCUUCUACAGCUGCAGCAUCUGGUACUAGUAGCAACGGCCAGUAUCUUCAGAAUGGAACUGCGGCCAAUGGUACGACUAAAGCGGCAGAGGAGGUUGAGACGGAUGGUGAUGUUGUGAUGGAUUCUGGAUCUGCUUCUUCGGCAGCGGCAGCAGCAGUACCGCCUACAGAGGCGACGUCGGCCAAGGAUGCUGAGAUGGCGGAAGCGCCUUGA